AUGGUGACGACGCGUAAACGCGCGCGCGCCGGUGAGGGUGACAUUGGUUUGCCAACCCCUGCAGAUGUCUCUACACCGAAAAAGAGCGACCUGCCCGCGAAACCUGCAAGCAGAGGCAUGCGCUCCGUCUCGGCCCCGCUCUCGAAUACAAGCGCCUCGAGCACCAUCUACGUCCUAGCAUUCAUCGCCGCCACGUUCUUCGCGUUCUACGCGUAUCGCACCGUCUCCACAACACUCGGGAUCAUUAAGCAAACCACGCCUUCCGUGCACAGCAACAGUUGGAGCUUAGGAUUCUUGAAAAAGCAUAGAGGGAAGGAUAGCCCAGCUGGUGGGCGGCACGAGAAGGGCAUAACAGUCGAGAGCCGUAUCGAGGAGCUGGCGAACGCGCUCGGGGUGCCAUCGCCUGAUCUCGCUAGAGCGAUUGCAGGUGCCGUGAGAGAGUACGUGCCCCCAGCGUCAUUGUCGUCGAUUUCGAAACAGGCGGAGAAGACAGGUGGAAAACAGGUUGUGGAUAGACUACUUGGGAAAGAGGAUAAGGACUCGAGUGUCAUUGGAAGCAUAGGAGAGACACUUGGGAGCGUGGUCGGCCUAGAUGAUGGGCCAGAGGGUACGUGA
Molecule: messenger RNA, 615 nt
Organism: Heterobasidion irregulare TC 32-1
Lineage: Eukaryota; Fungi; Basidiomycota; Agaricomycetes; Russulales; Bondarzewiaceae
Exons: 1
Coding region: 1-615 (204 amino acids)
Source: RefSeq, a predicted model, not a curated record